This is a messenger RNA of Echinococcus granulosus, 2049 nucleotides long. Its product is annotated as Stress-70 protein. Gene Ontology annotation, biological process: protein refolding; cellular response to unfolded protein. The coding region runs from base 1 to 2049 and encodes 682 amino acids. The record is from RefSeq and is a predicted model, not a curated record. Lineage: Eukaryota; Metazoa; Platyhelminthes; Cestoda; Cyclophyllidea; Taeniidae. Gene Ontology annotation, molecular function: ATP-dependent protein folding chaperone; heat shock protein binding; ATP binding. The transcript has 8 exons. Gene Ontology annotation, cellular component: cytoplasm; mitochondrion.
AUGGUGUUGGGAUUCUCUAAGCUCAAUCUCCUCGGUCUUUUCCAGGCGUUCCAUCGGCUGUCUGUUAAAUAUUCGGCAUUUGUUGGGAUUGAUUUGGGGACAACCAAUUCGUGUGUGGCCUACCUGGAUAAUAGAAGACCCCAGGUGAUCCCAAAUGCCAAUGGCUCUCGUACUACUCCUUCAGUGGUUGCCUUCGUGAAUGGAAACAACCCGUCAGUUUUAGUUGGCAACCCAGCCAAGCGUCAGGCCAUGGCUAAUGUAAAGAACACAAUUUUUGCCGUCAAACGCCUAAUCGGCAGGCAAUUCAAUGAUAAUGAUAUUCAACAUGAUCUGUACCGUCUGCCUGUUGAUAUCAGGGAGUCAUCAAAUGGCGAGGUUCAGUUUGUUAUCGGUGAUAAGAGAUACACGCCCAGUGAAAUUUCAGCUUACAUCCUGCGGGAGAUGAAAUCAAUUGCAGAAAACUACCUUCGUUGUGAGGUGAAAGAUGCUGUCAUAACAGUGCCCGCUUAUUUCAACGAUGGUCAGCGUCAGGCCACUAAAGAAGCUGGUGAAUAUGCUGGUUUGACAGUGCAUCGAAUAAUCAACGAACCCACCGCAGCCGCUCUCGCCUACGGUAUCGAUAAGAGCGAGGAUAAAGUUGUUGCUGUUUACGACCUCGGAGGGGGAACCUUUGAUAUAUCUCUCCUAGAUUUAAGCAAGGGUGUCUUUGAAGUCCGAUGCACCAACGGAGAUACUCUUCUUGGAGGAGAGGACUUUGACAAUCUCCUUGUUGCUCAUAUAGUCGAUAAAAUCGGUACUAGGUAUGUUGGUGACGAUCUCUCAGCUCUUCAGCGGAUUAAAGAGGCCGCGGAGGAGGCAAAAAUCGCUCUCUCGGCGGAAACUCAGACUACUAUCAAUCUGCCCUUUAUAUCCGUCAACGAAUCUGGUCACCCGAUACACUUCGAGAUGAAACUCUCGCGAGGGGAAUACGAGACACUGGUAGGAGAUCUGGUAAAACGGACCAUUGGACCGUGUGAACAGGCUCUGAAUGAUGGGGAAGUGUCAAAGACAGAGGUCAGUGAGGUCAUUCUCGUCGGAGGCAUGACUCGGAUGCCGAUUGUAGAGGAGACGGUGCGACAAAUUUUUGGAAAGGAGCCCUGUAAAGGUGUUAAUCCGGAUGAGGCUGUUGCGCUUGGUGCUGCUAUUCAGGCGGGCGUGUUAGCGGGGGUGGUAGAAGAUGUGCUGCUGUUGGACGUGACGCCACUCUCGCUGGGGAUUGAGACGCUAGGGGGUGCGAUGGCUCGCCUUCUCGUGCGCAACACUGCAGUGCCCGCGCGGGUAACGCAGGUCUUCUCCACCGCAGUGGACGGUCAGACCAAGGUAGAGAUCAACAUCUACCAGGGCGAACGUGAAUUGGCGCGGGACAAUAAGUUGCUGGGCAACUUUAUACUGGCAAGUGUCAUGAAGCCCCUCUCUCUGCAUGUCGACAUCCCGCCCCAGCCACGUGGUGUGCCUCGCAUCGAGGUGACCUUCGACAUUGACGUCAAUGGCAUUCUUAAUGUCUCGGCGCGUGAUCAGCGUACCGGCAAGGAGCAGCGUCUCGUCAUCAAUUCCUCCACCGGCUUGUCCGCGCAAGCGGUUCGGGAGACGCUGGCGGUGGCGGAGAGCCACGCUGCACAGGAUCGAAGGCGUCGAGACGUCAUCGAGGCCUCCAGGGGUCUGCGCAGGCUCGCUGAGGAUGUGAUUUCUAAGGUGACUGAAUUUGGCGACCGAUUGCCCGCGGUUGAGGCUAAGGUAGUGAUGCACUUCUGUCAAGAGGACGUUCUUGCUCGUGUGGAGGAAUUGAAGACAGCAGAGGCCUUGGAGGAGUUGAGGCAUCUUAAUGAGGACCUCCAGAAGCGAGCGCUAGAUCUCUUCCAGAAGUCUGUUCGUAAGACAAACUUGCUGCGAAUUCCACUUAUGCACACUGUCUUGCCCCUCGAUGCAAAUAGCCUGGCUCUGACGGCGGAUCAUUGCGGAAAUGUGGGUGUCGGGCGAUAUCUCCGUCCUUUCUAUCUCUCUCAGAGUUAA